Molecule: messenger RNA, 810 nt
Organism: Brassica oleracea var. oleracea
Lineage: Eukaryota; Viridiplantae; Streptophyta; Magnoliopsida; Brassicales; Brassicaceae
Exons: 5
Coding region: 1-810 (269 amino acids)
Source: RefSeq, a predicted model, not a curated record
AUGCAUUUAAGGCUGUCAAAUGAUGAUCUCUCUGUUGCUCUGGUCCAAAAACCGUCUGGAAAGAAGGAUGGUAAAAGAAUUUUGUAUAACUGGAAUGAUGCUGAGAUCAAAACAAUUGCAGAAGCCGCUGAGGCCACUCAGGUGGAGAUUUGCAAAAUCAUAUGUACUAUUGAAGCAAUAGAUACAGAUUGGUCUUGGUUCUACAUUGGUUGUAACCGGCACCAAAAACGUGUCAAUAAGAUUCCUAAUGUUGAUUAUGGAAGGAUGACAAAAAACGAUAAGCCUUUGUUUCAUUGUGAACAUUGUCGUUCUAAUAUCAAUACGGUUGGACCCAAAUUCAAGCUACAUUUGGUUGUCAAAGAUGACUCUGCAACAUGUAAUUUGAUGUUUCUAGGCUCUGUUAGUAAGUCUAUCGUUGGAGUGGAUGCUGAAGAAUUAUGUGAUGGCUCUUAUGAGGAGAUACUACCAGAACCUAUUCUUAGUUUGGUCGGAAAGUCUUUCUGUUUUGGUAUUUCCAUAACCUCAGACAAUGUCACAAAUGGAUCAGACACUUUUGUUGUUUUAGAGGUUUGUUCUGGAGAUAAAGUUCUUACUAUCGAGACUGACUCUCAAUCUAAUUAUGAUAUGGUCACAACUUCUUCUACCAUGUCAUCUGGAUCAGCCAUGAUGUUGGAUCAAAUUUCCUCUGAUGAGUGUCCAACUCCUAUAACAAAGCGCAAGGAAGAUGAUUAUGACCUACAGGACCUAACAUCUUCUUCCAAGAAACAAUGCAUCAAGAUAGUCAAACAAGAGAAGACCAAGAAUGAUUAG